Exophiala viscosa is the source of this 1527-nucleotide messenger RNA. RefSeq lists its product as uncharacterized. The transcript has 2 exons. Bases 219 to 1292 code for a protein of 357 amino acids. NCBI's taxonomy places the organism in Eukaryota, Fungi, Ascomycota, Eurotiomycetes, Chaetothyriales, Herpotrichiellaceae. Gene Ontology annotation, cellular component: membrane. The record is from RefSeq and is a predicted model, not a curated record.
GUAUCUGCCUUCGUUUGCUGUGAGGUGAGCUGGAUGGACUAUGACGUCGUUGCGGAAGGCACCAUCGCUACUUCCGCUGAUGACAACAUGAACAUCGAACAACCUGUUCUUCAGCUUUGUCCCUGAGACCGACGUUCAUCGAACCAUCACUGAAGGGUCGUAUCAUCUUCGCCAUCCGCCUUCGAAGAGGUGAGCUUCUUCCAGGUGAUUGAUCAAAGAUGUCUGGCUUUCAGGAACGUAAAGCCUUCCAGGCAUAUCCCUCGACUGGAUCGCUUCUCGGCCUCGCCCAGGCAGGACUCACUCCAUCCUUGCAACUCCAUGGCGCCCUCUCCCUUCUCACAUUUGGAGCAGCUCGUGUCACCGAUCGAGUCGAGCUCAAAGACUGGCUCUGGCCCUCCGGGAUUGUCCUCAACACCUGGGCCGCAUUUCUAGCUCACAAAGCCGCCGAAAGUCCAAACUCGACAGUUCUCGACGCUCUGAUCCGUCUGCCAUGGCCUCAUAAACUUCUGCUGGGUGGUGUAACAGCAUGGGGCACUCGUCUCUUCUAUCGUAUCGCCACACGUUCAGCCGCACGCAAGGGGGAUGAUCCACGAUACACCGCCGUCAAGAAAGAAAAGAACUUCUGGUACAAAGCUCUUCUCUCUCUAUUCCUACCCGAAGCUAUCUUCCAGUCAAUCAUCAGCCUGCCAUUCACUCUGCCCUUCCGUCUCGGCGCCAUUCAGCCUGAAGGACGCGGCGUCGCUUACCAAUCCGGUCCAGAGCCACAGAUCGCUGAAAUCUACCGAGGUCUGGCCGUUGGUCUUUUCUGCACCGGUUUCGCGCUCGAAGUGCUCGCGGAUCACCAGCUGGAAGAAUACAAGCGCCAGGAAGCUGAGGAACCUCAAGGUGGAUUGAACAAGUCUGGCGUAUGGAGCAUUGUCCGACACCCAAACUACCUGGGUGACUUUCUAGUCCACCUUGCAUUCCCGUUUUUGUUGCUAUCAUCCUCCGCAACGGACCAGAUUGAUCCGAUUUUGACGUUCUUGGGCCCUCUUGCCAACUACGCUUUCCUCCGCUACGUCGGAGGCGACAAGGAAACAGAGCAAUCCCAAAAGGACCGAUACGAUCAUGAUGCUCAGCGCGGCGACACAGCUGCUGCGAUCAAGGCGCGAGAAUUCGUAGACUACAGGGAAGCAGAAAACAGCUUCUGGCCCAAACCCAAGGAGAUCACCAACAGAUGGACCUGGAUCGCUAUCAGCUGUGGUGCGGUGGGAGUGCUGGUCGAGAAAGCUAUCAGAGGGCAAUUGUUCUAAGUCGGACAAACAUAGCCACAUAGCACCGUCAGCACUUCCCAGGCGCCUGGAAAUGGGGACGAUGGAAGGCUACUAGGUCUUGAACUGUCCACUCUGUACACAAAACUGCAACGAUAGCAAACAUAGAACACCAAAUAAUGUAUCACAGUACCAAGCGGUCAUUCAAAAGAGACAUCUACCAGGAACAUCACAUGAGGAAUGCUCAGCAAACUCAAAUCACAAAACUCCAGUCUUG